Messenger RNA from Sycon ciliatum, 441 nucleotides. Its product is annotated as carboxypeptidase N subunit 2-like. The transcript has 7 exons. The coding region runs from base 1 to 441 and encodes 146 amino acids. NCBI's taxonomy places the organism in Eukaryota, Metazoa, Porifera, Calcarea, Leucosolenida, Sycettidae. Gene Ontology annotation, cellular component: extracellular matrix. Gene Ontology annotation, molecular function: protein binding. The record is from RefSeq and is a predicted model, not a curated record.
AUGGGGAGUUUGCGGUCGAAUAAACUUGUUCACCUACCUGCUGGGCUGUUUGACGCGACAACCGAAUUAGAAUUCCUGAGUUUGCGGUCGAAUAAACUUGUUCACCUACCUGCUGGGCUGUUUGACGCGACAACCGAAUUAGAAUUCCUAGUUUUGUGGGAUAAUAAACUUGUUGACCUACCUGCUGGGCUGUUUGACGCAACAACCAAUUUGAGAAAAGUGGAUUUGUUCUGGAAUAAACUUGUUCGCAUACCAGCCGGGCUAUUCGACGCGACAACCGAAUUGAUACAUCUGGAUUUGGGCUAUAAUCAACUUGUUCACCUACCUGACGGGCUGUUCAAAGCCACAACCAAAUUACAAAAACUGUUUUUGCAUUUUAAUAAUCUCCGCUAUCUUCCCAGUGGAGUGCCUCAAGACACACCUGACUUAGAGGCUCUGUAA